GUCGAUUCAGUUUGCUCUCAAGUCUCGAUUUGUGCUUUAUGUUUGUCAUAUCUCUGGUGACCUCCCACCGUUAGCUUGAUCGAUUUGAGAAAUUGAACUUGUCAAAAUCACAUCCGAUUUUGUUGGCAAGAUGGAGGACCAGAGAAAACCAAUUACAAAUAAUAUGCAACUGGCGAAGAAGUUGCCCAUGUGGAAAGUUGAUCCACAAAUACAAACACUUGUUGAAGCCACGUGCUUCAAACAUUUUCUGCGGUUUCACGAAGGAAACUCUGUCAACCAAAAUUUGUCACUCCUCACUGCCUUGGCAUACUUCUACGAUAGAGAUGAGAGUGUAUUUUCCUUCGGGGAUAAGAAGUCAUUUUUUGUUGACUUUAGUCUCGAAGAUGUUUUAUACAUAACUGGCCUUUCGAUUGACGGGGACCCGGUGACUGGAGUUGAGAAUGUCUCUGCUCAUGCAAUUGCACACGAAUUAAAUAUACAUGAAACAGAGGUGGACGAAUUAUAUUUCAAGAGAAAGAAAGCAAAGACAAAUGUCCGCCUGGAUCUCAAUAAGCUGCGAACAAGAUUUGAAAAAGUUCCCGAGGAGUGUCUUGACUGUGAUGCUUAUCUAAAGGCUUACCUGCUGUAUUUGUUAGGCACUGUCAUAAUGCCUAACAAUACCGAAGGGGUUUCUCCUAUCUAUUUACCUCUCCUGGGUAGAAACACAGUUAACAAGUACGCUUGGGGCGCCGCGAUGGUGGGAUUUCUAAAAAAUUCAUUGAAAGACACCAAGGCUCUUCUUGAUGAGGGGAAAACCGGAAGCAUAUCUGGGUUUGUUUAUGCUAUCAUGGUGUUUGCUUUAGAAAGGUUUGCAUGCGUCCGUGAGGAACUCUCAUUGCGUUCAGUUUCCGACAACAUUAGUCACAAAGAACUUGAACCCAAAAGUGAGCACCAAGGAGUCAAAGAGUUAAGGAGCAAAGACAAGGAACAAAGAUCUGAUCAAGAAGAACCUUUGCUCAUUUCAAAUGGUCUUAUGACCCGAGCAAAGUCCAACAAACUUAAGGAAGCUGUUAGAGACAUACUUAAACAAGGAAUGCUAUCGGAUCAAGAGGGAAAAGAGUUGGUUACAACUACACUAGUUGUGAUUCAAGUUCAAGAGGGGUAAUGGGCUUGUGAUCUGACUAUAUAUGUACUCUUUUUUUCUAUCUCAAGUUUUGUCCCAGAUGGGUUUUCUUGAAAUAGGUUUUUAAUGAGGCAUAGUUUGGAUCACCAUCAUCUAAACCUAAUCAGUCGAGCCCAAGACGUGUGAAGAAGCGGAGCGUAUGAGGAGAGUUUGAAUCCAAGCUUAGCCAGCUUUCAAGUGAUGGUUCCUAGAU
Molecule: messenger RNA, 1355 nt
Organism: Eutrema salsugineum
Lineage: Eukaryota; Viridiplantae; Streptophyta; Magnoliopsida; Brassicales; Brassicaceae
Product: protein MAIN-LIKE 2
Exons: 5
Coding region: 131-1144 (337 amino acids)
Source: RefSeq, a predicted model, not a curated record